This is a messenger RNA of Naegleria lovaniensis, 954 nucleotides long. RefSeq lists its product as uncharacterized. NCBI's taxonomy places the organism in Eukaryota, Heterolobosea, Eutetramitea, Acrasida, Naegleriidae. Gene Ontology annotation, molecular function: protein binding. The transcript has a single exon. The coding region runs from base 1 to 954 and encodes 317 amino acids. The record is from RefSeq and is a predicted model, not a curated record.
AUGAUUUCUUCUCAAAACCACUCAACGACUGUAUCGGAAUCAUUGAUUCCAUCAUCGACCAAUUCCGAUGAUCAUACAACAACAGAAGCAUCCAAUAGUAGUAGUACCACCACUACUGAAAACAACAACCACAAUAAUACAACCUCCAUUGAUGGAACCUCCUAUGACAACAACAUUAGCCUUGAUGAAUUUUCUCAUUUACCCAAAUCACUUCAGAAUCGACUCGGAGCUCUCAAACUCUUGAAAGAGAAAGGCAAUGAAUUCUACCGUAAAGAGAUGUUCCAAGAAGCAGUCGAUGAAUAUGAUAAGAUUGAUCGUUUUAUGGGAGUUUUAUUCAAGAAGAGUGAGAGCACACCCGACGAGUUGAAGAUGGCUCUCUCCUAUCAAACAGCUGCUCAAUUGAAUAUGGCUCAAAGUUUAAUGAAGAUGGGCAAGUAUUCUAAGGCUUUGGAUCAUUUGGAAAAGGCUGAAGAAUAUAAUAAGGAAUUGAAAGAUCAUGCCUCUGAAAAGAAAAUCAUGUUCCGACGAGCCAAGUGUUAUUUGGAUGGUAUUGAGGAAACAAAGGGUAAGGAAUUAAUGCAAGAAGUGAAAGAAAAGUAUGCUUCCGAAGAUAGUGCCCUUGUGAAAUUAGUAGAUGCUGAAUUGAAAAAGUACAAGCAACAAUCCAAGAAGGAAAUGCAAACGACGAAAUUGAAAGGAGUGUUUGGAAAGACUGAAUUGUAUCAUGAUAUGCCAGAACCUGUCAUUUCCACGAAUGAUGGUGAAGAUUUGAAAAAGAAGAACGAAGAGGUGCUGUCUUCAUCACAGGAGAAUGAAUCUUCUUCUUCGUUAUCAACAACGAGUAGCGCAAUGAUGAACCUAUUUGGAGAUAAGGAAACGUUAUGGAAGAGUGCCAUCAUUGCAUCUUUUAUUCUCAUUCUCACAACCAUAUUGGUCAUGUAUGCCUUACACUAA